GAUGGAGUCUCGCGAGAAGUCGCCAUAGAGACGGCGGCGCUUGGGCGCGGGGGGAGCGGGUCCCGCCGCUCCUGAGGCGACGGGAGACGGGGGAGAGAGGCGGGAUUAUCCCGGGAUACGGGUCCGGCCGCCGCUCUGCGCUGUCCCCCCGCUGCCCGCGCAGGUAAAGGCGGCCGCCGGCCCCUGUCAGCGGCAGGACUGAGUCAGCCCGAGGGGGGCGAGGGGGCGGGCGCCGGGACCCCCCGAGGGCGGGAGAGCUCCGGGCACAGGGAGUUCUAACAUAUGGUUUUUAAUGCUCCACCUGAACAACUGAGAUGAGACUGAAGACUUCUCUUUUAAAGGAACCAAAACAUAAGGAAUUGGUGAGCUGUGUGGGAUGGACAACAGCUGAUGAGCUCUACUCCUGCAGUGAUGAUCACCAGAUCAUGAAAUGGAACCCUUUAACGAGCGAGACAACUCGGGUGGUCAAACUUCCAGAUGAGAUUUAUCCCAUCGAUCUCCACUGGUUUCCCAGGAGCAUCGGUGGGAAGAAGCAAUCCCAUGCUGAGAGCUUUGUUCUGACGAGUUCUGAUGGGAAGUUCCACUUGAUUUCCAAGUUAGGAAGAGUGGAGAAAAGUGUGGAAGCACAUUGUGGAGCUGUGCUUGCAGGAAGGUGGAAUUAUGAAGGAACAGCACUGGUCACAGUGGGUGAAGAUGGCCAAGUGAAAAUCUGGUCUAAGAGUGGAAUGCUGAGAUCCACUUUAGCUCAGCAAGGAAGCCCCGUGUACUCCGUGGCCUGGGGACCUGACUCUGAAAAAGUUCUUUACACGUCAGGGAAGCAGCUGAUUAUUAAACCUCUUCAGCCAAAUGCUAAAGUUUUGCAGUGGAAAGCCCACGAUGGACUGAUUUUAAAAACUGACUGGAAUUCAGUUAAUGAUCUGAUUCUUUCUGCAGGUGAAGAUUGUAAAUAUAAGGUUUGGGACAGCUACGGGCGGCUCCUGUACAGCUCCCAGCUCCAGGAAUAUCCCAUCACAUCCAUCGCCUGGGCCGUGGACGGGGAAUUGUUUGCUGUGGGAUCCUUCAACACCUUACGGCUCUGUGACAAAACUGGCAAAGAUCUUGGAAAAAGGACCAGAUCCAUCUGCUCCAGAGGCAGGAAAAGUAUAAGCCAAAAUCUAAUAUUACAGUGGUCUUAUGCCCUGGAGAAGCCCAACACUGGCAGCAUAUUUAACAUUUCCUGGUCCAUUGAUGGCACCCAGCUGGCUGGAGCCUGUGGGAAUGGCCAUGUCAUCUUUGCCCACAUCGUGGAGCAACGGUGGGAGUGGAAGAACUUUGAGAUCACAUUAAUCAAGAGGAGAACCAUGAAGGUGCACAAUGUCAUUAAUGAUGCCGAGGAUUCCUUGGAAUUCCGGGACAGGGUCAUUAAAGCCUCCUUGGCUUAUGGAUAUUUGGUUGUUUCAACUUCUCUUCAGUGCUACGUGUUUUCUACAAAGAACUGGAACACCCCACUGAUCUUUGACCUGAAGGAAGGAACAGUGAGUUUGAUUUUACAAGCAGAAAGGCAUUUUCUUCUUGUAGAUGGUGGAGGACUUUAUUUAUAUUCAUAUGAAGGCAGAUUAAUUUCCUCUCCAAAAUAUCCAGGCAUGAGAACAGACAUUUUAAAUGCCCAGACUGUGUCUCUGAGCAAUGACACCCUGGCAGUAAAGGACAAAGCUGAUGAGAAGGUUAUUUACAUCUUUGAAGCUUUAUCUGGAAAGCCACUGGGUGAUGGAAAACCUCUGACCCAUAAGACCGAAAUUGUGGAGAUUGCUUUGGACCAGAAAGGACUUACGAGUGAGAGAAAAAUCGCUUUUAUUGAUAAGAACAGAGAUCUUUACAUCACUUCAGUGAAAAGGUUUGGGAAAGAGCAGAAGAUUGUCAAAAUAGGGACAAUGGUUCAAACUUUGGCUUGGAAUGACACUUCCAACAUCCUUUGUGGGAUCCGGGACACCCGUUUCACAGUCUGGUACUACCCCAACACAGUCUAUGUGGACAAAGAUCUUCUCCCAAAAACCCUCUAUGAAAAAGAUGGAAGUGAAUUCAGCAAAAACCCCCAGAUUGUGAGUUUUGUAGGGAAUCAAAUAACAAUUAGGAGAGCAGAUGGUUCCCUUGUCCACCUGAACAUUUCCCCUUAUCCCGGGAUUCUCCAUGACUACGUCAGGGCUUCCCAGUGGGAAGAUGCCGUCAGGCUGUGUCGCUUUGUCAAGGACCAGACCCUGUGGGCGUGUUUGGCUGCCAUGGCAGUGGCCAACAAAGACAUGACCACGGCUGAAAUCGCCUAUGCAGCGAUUGGGGAGAUUGACAAAGUCCAGUACAUCAAUUCCAUCAAGGAGCUGCCAUCCAGGGAGUCAAGGAUGGCUCAUAUGCUGCUGUUCAGUGGGAACACCCAGGAAGCUGAAACUCUGCUGCUUCAGUCAGGCCUGAUUUAUCAAGCUAUCCAAGUCAACAUUAACCUCUACAACUGGGACAGGGCCCUGGAACUUGCAGUGAAGCACAAGACACAUGUUGACACAGUCCUGGCUUAUAGGCAGAAGUUCUUGGAGGAUUUUGGUAAAAAAGAAACCAACAGGAGAUUUUUGCAAUAUGCGGAAGGGCUGGAAGUGGAUUGGAAUAAAAUCAGAGCCAAAAUCCAGAUGGAAAUUGUUAAAGAGAGAGAACGAGCAGCAGCCAGCCCUGCAGGGAGGACCAGUGUGACUGUGCAGCAAUAACUGACAUUUUGGGCACCUUAACAAGUGCUUCUGCAAUGUUUUGUGCUGGCAUAUUUUGAUAAACAUAAAAAAAAAAAAAAAAAAAAAAGCCACAGGAACAUUUAGUGGGCAACAGGAGUGAGAAUUUGUGGAGAUCUCAAUGGCUGGGUGGCACACAGAAUUAUUUCUUCGCUCUCAUUUUGAGCUGGGUUCAUUUUUCUGGCUCCGUUUUAGUCCAUAAUGUCUGAGAAAAAAGGGAAAUUAGCUGUCCCUCUGCUCGUGGCUUUUAAAUUGUCUUUGCCAUUCAAAUGACUUAACCUUGGUUGCCACUAAUUAAGUACCAAUUUCUCUCUUUAAGCACCCAGUUGGGUUAUUUCUGCAGCCUCAGGGACCUCUCCAAAGUCUUGUUUAAAUUGUCCUAAAAGCAAAUUUAGCAAACUGUAAGUACUGAAAAUGUAAAAAAGGAGUUUGAGCCUGUAAAAUACAAACCACUUCACUCCCAGUUAUGGUAAUACCUGUUUCUGUCAGUGCAUAUGGACCAGCAGGUUCUUUAGCAGAGAAUUUCAGGUGAUUUCAGCAACUCAGGAUUGUCACUGAGCAAACUAUUUACCAAUAAAGGGUAUUUUCUGAGAGACUGUAAAUUGUUUAAGAUGCUUUGGAAUGUGCUUUUAGGGUGGUUUGAGGUAAAACCAGCACUGGGGGUUGGUUUUGUAGCAUCUGACCUGAAUAACUGACAACAAUAUUUAAAAUAAGGAAGAGCAUUUCAUGUAUUUUUUUUCUGCCCAAAGCACUUGAUUUGCAAAUAUUGUUUUUACAUUUGUGUUAUUUCAUCAAGAUACACGUUUUCUUUGUUUUACAUAUGAAAUUGGCUGUAUAUUUGAGAUGUUUUUGCAGAAGUUCUUUGUGUGAUAAAUACAGGAGCAGGUUAUUCAUCACUGACAUUGUUUAAUAUGUAUUUUUCAAAAUGUUACCCUCAAAAUAUCUGUACAUAUGGGAAAUGUCUUCUGGUUUGUAAAUCAUUAUGUGAUCCUUUUGUGCAUAGUUCAUAAAUUUCUUAAUAAAACCAAAUAAUAAAUAAAUAAAAAAGAAGGAGCAGAAGGAUACAGAUGUUUCA
Messenger RNA from Pipra filicauda (Wire-tailed manakin), 3819 nucleotides. RefSeq names its product intraflagellar transport 80 (gene IFT80). The record is from RefSeq and is a predicted model, not a curated record. Gene Ontology annotation, cellular component: cilium; centrosome; intraciliary transport particle B. NCBI's taxonomy places the organism in Eukaryota, Metazoa, Chordata, Aves, Passeriformes, Pipridae. Bases 315 to 2726 code for a protein of 803 amino acids. Gene Ontology annotation, molecular function: protein binding. The transcript is spliced from 21 exons. Gene Ontology annotation, biological process: cilium assembly.